Messenger RNA from Drosophila nasuta, 3959 nucleotides. RefSeq lists its product as uncharacterized. The transcript has 6 exons. The record is from RefSeq and is a predicted model, not a curated record. Lineage: Eukaryota; Metazoa; Arthropoda; Insecta; Diptera; Drosophilidae. Gene Ontology annotation, cellular component: membrane. Bases 206 to 913 code for a protein of 235 amino acids.
CGCUGGCGACGCUCGACUCGGAUUUCAGUUCGUAUUUUUAGUGCUCGCGUGCGAAAUUCGGUGUCAAAGUUAAACAUUUUACGUGAGAUCUACCCGCACAGUGUGACGCGAACAGUGCCAGCCCACAAGGAGGAGGUGGAGAGGUGCAGCAGUAGCAGCAGCAGCAGAGCAGAGCAGCAGCCAAGUUCAAAAUCAACGCCUGACAAUGACAAAGCGCUCCGUUGGGCGGCCAACUGCAGCAACGUGGCGCCCGCCAACAGCAGCAGCAGUAGCCCCAAUCAAAACAACAGCAGCAGCAACAACAACAACAACAGCAACUGCAACAACAACAAUAGCCACAGUAGCAGCAACAGCAACAACAGCAACAACAGCAACAACAUCGCCAGCAAUUACAACAAUCAAUGAGCGCAGCACGAGAUGGCGACGUUGCCAGCGUCGUCGACGCUGCAUAACAAUGCGGAUGAGCCGAGCCUCGCUGUAUGCCUCGUUGCCGGCAUGUGGCAUGUCCUGGCUGCUGUUCGUCCUCUGUCUGCUCAGCUGCCUGUGCUGUUACACAGUUGCACUGGAGGAGGACUGCGUGGACUUUCAGGGCAACAAGGUGAACCACGGCAUGCUGUACGUGCCCGGACCCGGCGUCUGCAGUCUCUGUGUUUGCUAUCAUUCCGAGCCGCUGUGGUGCAAGGCCAUUUACUGUGAUCCCCCUUAUUUCUGUAAAAACUUCAGAGUGGGCGAACGUUGCUGCGAAUUCGAGUGUCUCGAUCCACCCGGCGAGGAUAAACUCUAUCAGGAACGCAUGCGAAAACGUGCCGAAAUUUUGGCUGGCAACAGCACCGCAUCGAAUGUGAAGGUGGCGCCUCUGGCCGUGUCCACCAUAAUGCUCAGCUUUCUGGGCAACAGUUUUCUCAACUUAUAACUUGAAGUGAAAUAGCAAGCGAGCAACGGUAACGGUAACGGUGACGGUAACGGUGUUUAGCAAUUAAGUACAGCCCGUCUUGAAGAGGGAGAGAGUGGGAAAGGUUCGUUUUUGUUAACUGUCCCCCAAGCUGGACCCUAAACGAUACUUAUUACAAUGUAAUAACAGCAGCUAACAAAUUUAUAUACACUUAGGUGCAUUACAAACAAAACAAAACAAAAAAAACAACACAAAAAAAUUAUAAAAUUAUAUAUAUUUAACAAAACCAAAAAAAAAAGAACAAAAAAUUGGAGUACUACAGAACAAUACGUAGGUUUUCAACUUAUACUUAUGUAUGUACUAUAUAUGUAUAUAUAUAUAUAUAUAUAUAUAUAUAUGUAUAUGUAUAUCCCUAGUCUUAUGUAGGUACAAUAAUACAAGCGAGAACAAAAUCAAGCGUACAGUCCAUGCCACAUCGCUAUCGCUAUCGUUAUCGUUAUCGAAAUCGAAAUCACGCUGUCAUCAAGGCAGUCUUUAACUAGCUCCUAAGUCGUAAUAUAUGUAUGUAUAAAACAAUAUUUAUAUAUAUAGACGAGUAUAUACUCAAAACUGUACAUACGCAUAUAGCUGCCUAGCUCUAUAUAAAUAUGUAUGUAUAGUAUAUAUCGGAUCAAAAGCAAACUUGUUGAUUAGUAUUUAGCUAAAUGAAAUGAUUAUGAAUCGGUCGAUCGAUCAGUCAGAUGGAUCGAUAGCUCGUUUAUAUGAUACAUUAAGGUUCUGUGUAUGCACCUAGGAAAUCUUUUUUAACAAAUAUAUGUACUAUGUAUCUCAACAUUAACACACAUCACGAAUAUUGCUCGUACUAAUCCAUAACAUUUCACACUUGCGAGUACCUCACCUAGUGAACAAAUUGUUUUUUUUUUUAUUUUUAACUCUUUUUCACACAUAGAUAUAGCAAAUUAGCUCAUACGGGCAUGCUCUGAAUUUCAAUUUCGCAGCACGUUUUACAAAGAUAUAUUUUGCCAAGAAAUUCAAUUAUUGUUUAGUGAUUAAAUACAUUUUCAAUCUUUAACAUAGAAGGCCUAAAGUGCCUAAUUGUUUGCAAAUUUUUACGAUAAACUUUUCGUUAUUCAUAGAAAAACUUACUUGGCGAUAGUUCAAUCACAUGGCAGCUAUAUGUAAGUCACUAAAAAAUUCUUGGUAGUAUUAAAAAAAAAGAUUUUUUGUUCAGCCAUAGAUUAUUUCACAUUAGAGAUACGAUAUUGGAGUUCAGAGCAUGCUAAAAGAAUGAAACCUUUAAUUGCAAUUACACUGUAGUAAAUUACACAUAUCAUAAGAGACACACACAUACACCCACACACAUACAUACACAGACACAUACACCCUUACACUGUAGAAAUUACAAAAAAAAAUAUAUAUGAACAAAUAAAUAUAUACUAUAUAAAUCGUAUAUAUUUUGCAUUGGUGCUAAUUUUAUUGUAGGCUAAACACGUUCCGUAUAAAAUCAACACUCAUAAAACAUAACAUAACAUAUGCACACACACACAUACACGAUCAUAAGGUUGCAUCGUCCAUCAUAAUCGAAUGCAUUUGAUUCAAAAUCAAAACCCAUAUCAAGUGGCGAAUGGAGAGUGUCUAAAAUGAUAAAGUCUUUGUAAUACCCAUAAGUUCUAUAGUCAAACUAAUCCAAUAAAAACCAUUUUGUAUUUCAUUUGCAAAGCCAAUACAAAAAAAAAAACAAUUUAAAAACCUAACUAAUAAAUUAAAAACAAUAUGAAAAAGAAAACAUAAUCAAGCGUUCAAAAUGAAAUCCUUAAAAACAAAAACCAAUACAAUUUUAACAGCAAUAAUAAAUUUUAAAGCUAAUUCCUAUAGAACGAAAGUUUUUUGGUUAUGUUCACUUGAAUUAAUCGAUAAUUGCGGAGGUAGUAGAACUUAAGACUUAAGUAAUCUGAAAUAACCGCUAUAACCGUCUCUUUCGAUAUACCCAGAUAGCAAGAUACCGAGAUAUAUAUAAAUAUUACAAAGAAGAAUACUAUGUAUUUAAUUUUUAGGCAUAUUACAGGACCAGCAAGCAGAGCGCAAAAAGCAAAACAGACAAACAACAAAAGCAUUCAAAAGACCCAAACAAUCGCAAACGAAUUAUCGAUAGCUAUCGAUGAUAAAUCAAAUAAAAUGACACAACAAAAUAAUCGUACAGUAAAUACCACAACUAACGGAAAUAGAUGUGUACAUAAGGAGUACGGCUGUGACAAUUUAUUGUUUGCUUCAAACGCAUUAAACACAACUGUAAAUACGAAAAGAUAAAUAAACAAUAAUAAUAAUAAUAAUAAUAAUAAUACGAUUACAAUCUAUGGAAAUCUCUAUAUACAUUCAUACUAUAUAAAAUGCAAUAUUUAAACAAAAGAGUCUCGAGCCUAAUGAAACAAUUAACAGUUACAAGCUUUCUCUAGUUUAUGAUGUAACCGAAAGUAUUUUAAUAAUAAAAGAAAAACAAACCAAAGAAAGAAUCAAAGAAGAAUAUUUUGGAUAAUCGGACUAUCGAUUAAAGAAUAUUUCUGCAGAUAAUUGGAUAGAUUUUGAAGACGUAAAGAAGGUCUGAAAAAAAACUAAAGUAAAUUAUUGAAAAUAUUAAUUUGUAAAUUAAAUUUUUCAUAUUCGAUGUUUAAGUUUUCGUUUUUUACCGAAAAUAUGAAAAAAUAAAAAAUUGCAAAUAUUUUUAUUUUUAUCCAACUGUAGGGGUAUUCAAAAGAAAAGAGUAAAAAUAACAAUAAACAAUGAUCUAAACUGAAUGUACAAUUCGAAUGCCACAAUAUCUGACCAAUAUGCAAAACAUAUAUAGUAUAUUUAUGCAUAAAGAAAAACCAACUCGUAUGAACUCAUAAACGAUGUGUAUUUUUAAGACGACAAAUUUGACAAAUUUUAAUAGAAUCCAAAACUAAUAUGCAAACAAACAAAAAAGUAAUGCUUUAAAGUACUAACAACAAAUUCUAACAACAACAACAACAAAAAACUAUUAUAUAAAAGAAACCAAAAACAAUUUCAAUUUAUAGACUAAAUAAACAAA